This is a messenger RNA of Cyanistes caeruleus (blue tit), 3250 nucleotides long. Its product is annotated as endonuclease domain-containing 1 protein-like. Lineage: Eukaryota; Metazoa; Chordata; Aves; Passeriformes; Paridae. Gene Ontology annotation, molecular function: hydrolase activity; metal ion binding; nucleic acid binding. The record is from RefSeq and is a predicted model, not a curated record.
CAAACCCAUCCACCCUCCAUGUUCCCAUUCCUCUCUCUCCUGCUUGGGAAAUGAGAUGCUGCCCAUACAACACUUUCAGAACCACUUCAGUUCAGAAUCUCACAAAACAAAGGAAAAUCUGAGUUUGCUUACCACAUUUCAUGAUUCAUCAUGUCUUGUUGACCUAGUGGUGGAAAUACCCAUCUAAAAUUUUCACAGAUGCUUGUUAUGGACAGAGGCAUAUAUUUACCAUAAUCUUGUUCUCUGGAUCUUCCUGAGUGAAAAGGAGCAUCAAAUUGGGCAUCCUGACUCAGGAUUUUCUGGCACAUCCCAUUGGUAAUGGUCAUGUCCCAUGAAAUGGUAUCUGCAGCAGAAAACCAAAUCACAAAUGAAGCAUCACACAUCCCUUCUGAGGUCACCUCAGAAGAGGAGUGUUUCAAACUAAGGCUGGAUCACAAGGGGAGCCCAGAGAAGGCCUAAGGUGACUUUUGACUUGCUUCAUUGCAUCCACGAGCUGGCUUUUAGUCCAUCAGGAGGUCUGACUCAGAGCAAAUCACCUGCACAAAAAUCUUUUGGCUUCACUUCUCAAGAAUCCAAAUUUUCAGCUAGUCCAUGGCCAGUUUAAUAUAAGCUCAUCUUUAAACCAGGUGAUCUUGUAGUGCUAUCAGCUCUUUUGGGCUUGAGUAAGACCUAGAACACCCAGCUAACCCCACCAGGAAGUUAGAAAAAUAAUCUCUAUUCCUUACCCUCUGUUGUCUUCCACGAUCCUUCCCUCCUGUUCCUUGCUAUGCUGAUUAUUUGUUUGUUGUGCUCUCAAGAAAACAUCCUCCAACACAGGUUAUAAAACACCCCUGAAAUUCCUGCUGGAUUGACACAUCAAGCCCAUGAAAAUGAAAGAGGAGAGGUUGUUUGCUUUGAAGUUCUGUCCAGAAGGAAAGGGCUUUGGAAAUGGAUGGCUUUUGUAUUUUUCUGUUAUGCUUUGGCUAAGCAAUGUGAUAUAGACAUCAUGGAUUUAGAGAUGGCAACAUAAAGUGGGAUUCAGCUCAUGUCAUGUUGGAGGUGUAAGUCAGAGCUUGUCCCUCUGUGAAUGCUCAUGGUCAUCAGAGAGGAAGAAACACUUUUAUAGUGUAAUUCCCCUUCAUCUUCCAGUUGUGAACUUUGCCCUGGAAAUGUGGAUAUUCCUCUUGUAUUGACUUUACAGGGAGUGCUGAGAACCAGCCCUUAAACAGGGCGAAUCCUGCUUAGCCAAACCCAGAGCUCCUGGGACUACAAGUCAUUUAGAUGGGGUGAGCCAGGAGUGAGUUGUUUGUCUGUGUUAGUCUGUCCUCAAGGGCCAGUUUCUUGUGAAAUCAUUGUAAUGAGGACAUGUUCUUAAUUAAGCCAGGAUUUGAGUCUGCCACCUCCUACAACUCAGCAUUAUCACACCUUUUUCUGGCUGGAGGCAGUGAGCUCUGAGUGACACCUUCAGAGGUGAAGGGAAGAUCAGCAUUGCUCACUGCACACAGCUGCCCCUCCCUUCUGUGCCACAUCCACGGGCUCCAGGGGAUGCCAAGGCCAGCAGAGAUGAGCAAAGGCACAGCCCCUGAGCACAAGGGCUGCUCUUCUUCAUGAGCAACAAGGCUCAUCCUCUGAAGCCUGGUCUGACAUAUUUCCUCUUGCAAUCAACAGCCUCAUUUCCACAUGGAGUCAGCCAGCAGUCAAACUGGAAAUCAUGUUGACGUAACUGCUAAUUACCCUUGGCAUAACUAAUGUGCAGUAGCAAAGCUUGUAUUUACUGUAGUGUGGGGAUGGCUGGCAGAUGAACCAAAUUGGUCCAGACACUGUUGAAAAAGAUCAGUCUCUCCUUAGGGACAGAGAUGAAUGUCUGGGGUCUCAUCUAGUUGCUGUCUUUUCCCUGGAGGAGUCUGAACCAGGAUUCUGCAACUGUGUCUUCCUCCUGGCCCUCUGAGAAAAUGUUCCUUGAGGGAGAGCUGCACAGCAGAGGUGCUUUAGGAUCACUUCUGGGACACAGGGGAAGACAGAAGAAGCAGCUGUUGCCUUUUCUGUGAACCUCUAAUCUUUGAUUUGAUUAGUGAAAUUCCCUGUUUACCACAACAGGCAGAUUUAUGACCGGGUAUAUAUUGCUCUGGGACUCCUGAGGGAUCAGUCAAGUGUUUCUCCAGGGAAAAGACGAAAGGAACUCUUUGGCUGCCUGUUCUGAGACUCUGCUUCAAGGGGAGCAAGAUCCCUUCACUGAAAUCCUCCUGCAAUGCUGUGGCUGCUGCUGCUGCAGGUGACGGUGAGCUGCCUCUGGCUGGGACACAGCGAGGUGGUGAAGUCCUUUGAAAGUUCAUGUCCUCAGUUUUUUUUCCGGGAGAUCCCCCCAAAUGAAGCCCUGGAGCCGCAGAAACCAGCCUGGAUCUGCCAGCGCUACAAGAACCAGUAUUACUUUGCCACCCUGUAUGACAGGAAGAUGCGUAUUCCUGUCUACUCUGCUUACAUCUACCAGCCUGGACCUGGCAAAAGACCUAAAACAUGGCUGGUUGAGCCCCAGCUGGUUGGCCUAAAUUAUCCUAAAACUAUGGAAAAAGAAUGGACACUCUUAAAUCGAUACAAUGUCAGCUUAGAGAAACUCAGCCAGAGCCAGGCUAUCCUUCAUGACUACAAGAACCUGACGGGUUUGAACCGAGGCCAUUUGAACCCCAAUGGCCACCAUGAUGACUACAGCAGCAGGAUGGCUACCUUCACCCUCACCAAUAUAGUGCCCCAGGAUGAGAAACUCAACGGCGGCGCCUGGAACAACUACGAGCAGCAAACGAUGAUCAGGAGGACCCAGGACUGUAAAAUCACCUAUGUCAUCGUGGGAGCUGUGCCUGGGAACAACUACAUUGCCAAGGGGAGGGUUAAUAAACCCAGCUACCUCUGGUCAGCGGCCUGCUGUGUGGUGGACAACAACUACAUAAAAGCUUGGGCGGUCAUCGCUGAGAACGACAAGAACCAGGUUCAGCUCCUCACACUGGGAGAGCUGGAGGACACUUUAACUGAGCUCUAUGGGAGGGGACAGGUUUCCUUGUUUGACAGUGACUGUCCCCGGGAAUAAGCCUCACAUCCUGGGUGGAACAGGCUCAGGAGCUUUUGCCGCAUGUCAUAGAAUCACAGAAUGGUUUGGGUUGGAAGGAAUUUCAAAGACCAUUCAUGUAGACUCAGCUUCCAUGCCAUGGACAGGGACACCUUUCACUAUCCUCAGUGGCUCCAAGCCCUGUCCAACCUGGCUUUGAACACUUCCAGGGAU